Molecule: messenger RNA, 555 nt
Organism: Humulus lupulus (European hop)
Lineage: Eukaryota; Viridiplantae; Streptophyta; Magnoliopsida; Rosales; Cannabaceae
Product: lysine-rich arabinogalactan protein 19-like
Exons: 1
Coding region: 1-555 (184 amino acids)
Source: RefSeq, a predicted model, not a curated record
AUGAAAGAAAGAGAAAAUCUUCGUCGGUCAGUUCUCCCACCUUCUCCCGUCGCUAAUGUGACUGUCUCUCCUCCUCCAAGGGUUGCUGUCCCUCCUUCUGUGGAUGCAUCUGGGGCAUCUUCAGUCGCCACACCCUCUGAUCAGGUUGUGUCAUCUGAUUCUUACCCAAGUUUGGUUCUGGCCAUUGUUCUGUUGUUGCCUACCGUCUCUAAGUUGGCUCCUCCUCCGUCGAUGUCUCCUCCUGCAGUAGUGACAGAGUCCAUGGCUGGGCUGGUUGAUCCACAAUCUCGUUGUUUUGUCGGUAAGCCUUCUAAUUCCUCUUCUGUUUCUUCACCAAAACGUUUUACUCGAUCAUCUGUCGUGUCAUCAUCUCCACCUCGUGAAUCACCUCCAUUACUAGACACUAACCCACCCACUCCAUCCCCUCCUAAGUCGCCUUGUGUGUCAAAGCACUCAUCACCCAAACGCCCCAAGACACGUUCUGGCAUUGAGUCAAACAGCAAAACCCAAGUCCCUGCUCAGUCAAAAGGAAAAGAAAAAGUGUUUGUUUCAUGA